AUGGGAGAUGUGGACAAAGGACAAGAUGGUAAAAUCGUGAGCACGGAAGAUGAUGAUUCAAAACGACGUCGUGGGUCAACGGAGAAAGUGAUGGAAACCCUAGAUUUACCAAACAAGAGUCAAAACAUCACUGUAAGAAAAGAAGGUGAAGAGACAGAAAUUAAUGAGAACGUAUUGGGGAGUGAAGGAUCGGAUUUAAAAGGCGAAGAAUUGGUUUCUGCGAAGAAAAGGCCUGGUAAAAGGGGUCGAAAGAAGAAGGAAGAGACUGUAAUUCCAGGCGAUGGUAAUGGGUUUGUGGGUGGAAAAGGAAAAAAUGAAGGUGUUUCGGUGAAAGAUGGUGUUGCUGGUAUGAGUGAGAAGGCCAAAGGGUUUUCUGUGAACAAUAACGAAGAGAUGAAUUUGUCGAGUGAUGAGAGAGAAACUGGUUUUAUUGAUAUAAAAGAGGGAAAAUAUGAAGGCUUUUGGGGGUUGAGGGAAUCUGCUCGAAAGGCUCGGAAGAAAAUGGAGAACUUAGCCGAGGAAUCUGAGGAAGAUGAUGAGGAAGGUUUUUCCAAGAAGAGAAAGCGUGGAAGGAAAAAGAAAAAGCAAGUGGUUGUAGAGGAGAAUGGUGGUACUCUGGGAAGUGAGGAAGCGGAGGGAAAAGGAGGGGAAUUUGGUCCAGCGAAGAAAAGGCCUGGAAGAAGGGGUCGGAAAAAGAAGGUAGGGAUUAAAAUCCCAGCUGAUGGGAAUGAGUUUCCAGAUAACAAAGGAAAAGAUGAAGGGGUUUCUCUGGAGGAAGAAAGUGGUGCCGCUAGUGAGAAGGAAAAUGCAAGAGAGGAAAAAGGUGAAAGGGAUUUGGUGGAGAGGAAAUCAGGUCGAAAAGCUCAGAGAGUAAAGGAGAAUUUAACCCAGGAAAUUGAGGAAGAAGAUGAGGAAGGUGAGCCCUUGAAGAAGCGCAGAAGGAAAAAGGAGGAAGGUGUCGAGGAGAAUGGUGAUUUUCUGAUGGCUGAGGAAGGACCAGAAAGAAAGGGUUAUGCCCUGAGGGCUUCAAAGCAAAAAGAAGAGUCAGUGUCAAAGCCUAGGGGUCGACUCAAGAAGGAUGAGAAUGGGAAUGAAAUUGAGUCAAAUAUGUGUCAUCAAUGCCAGAGGAACGACAAAGGACGUGUUGUUCGGUGCACGAAGUGUAAGAGGAAGCGAUAUUGUGUCCCCUGCAUGACCCGAUGGUACCCUAAGAUGCCAGAGGAGGCUUUUGCUGAGGCUUGCCCUGUUUGUCAAUAUAACUGCAACUGCAAAAGCUGCUUGCGUUUGGAUGUGCCACUUAAAGAGCUGAAGAAUUUAGAAGUGAAUACCAGUGAUGAUGAAAAAGUUCAGUACUCCAAGUAUAUCUUGCAAGUGCUUCUCCCUUUUUUGAAACGAUUCAAUGAGGAACAAAUGAUGGAGAAGGAUUUUGAGGCUAGGAUCCAAGGGUUAUCAUUAUCAGAGAUUAAAUUACAACAAACAAAGUGUGCGGUGAAUGAGCGAAUGUAUUGUAACCACUGCAAAACCUCUAUUGUUGACUUCCAUAGAAGCUGUCCAUGUUGUUCUUAUGAUCUCUGUCUUACAUGUUGCCGGGAGUUGCGGGAUGGCAACCUGCAGGGUGGCGAGGAUGCAGUGAUGAUUGAAUCUGAAGAACCGGGACUAGACUACUUGCAUGGUGGGCCUCCUAAUUGUUCAAAGAAGAGUGCAACUUUGGAUGUAUUUGCUGAAACUAACACAGUCAAUCAUGCUAAGCCAGCAUCUGAAUGGAGAUCGAAGGAAAAUGGUAGCAUUCCUUGUCCCCGGGAGAAUAUGGGUGGCUGCGGUCAAGGAAUUUUAGAAUUGAAGUGUAUAUUCUCUGAAGAUUGGGUUUCAGAAUUGCUAGUAAAAGCAGGGCAAAUUGUCAAAACAUUCCAACUUGAAGAUGGGCCUGAGAGUCUUGCUCAACAGUGCUCCUGUUUUGAUUCCUCUGGAAAAUUCGACAUUAGCAAAGGAAAGUUACGGAAAGCAGCUUCUCGAGAAGAUUCUGAUGACAAUUAUUUGUACUGUCCUUCAGCUGGAGAUAUUCAAAAUGGGGAUAUCAAGCAUUUCCAGCAGCAUUGGUUUAAAGGCGAGCCGGUGAUUGUCACUAAUGUGCUUGAAACUACUUCAGGAUUGAGCUGGGAACCAAUGGUUAUGUGGCGUGCAUUCCGUCAGAUUUCAAACAUUAACCAUUCCCAACUUUUGGAUGUCACUGCUAUUAAUUGCUUGGACUGGUGCGAGGUAGACAUUAAUGUCCACAAUUUUUUCAAAGGGUAUUUAGAGGGACGAUUUGACCCUUUUGGGUGGCCUCAGGUUCUGAAGUUGAAGGACUGGCCCCCAUCUAGUUUAUUUGAGGAACGCUUACCCCGUCAUGGUGCUGAGUUUAUCAGUUGCUUGCCGUUCAAGGAAUAUACACAUCCUCGCAGUGGCUUCCUGAAUCUUGCUGUGAAACUACCCAAAAAGUCUUUAAAACCUGACCUGGGGCCGAAGACAUAUAUCGCUUAUGGAGUUGCUCAGGAGUUGGGACGUGCAGACUCUGUUACCAAGCUUCACUGUGAUAUGUCUGAUGCGGUGAAUGUGUUAACACAUACUCAAGCAGUGACGCUUUCUCCUAAAGAGCUUUUAGCCAUUGAGGAAUUAAAACAAAGGCACAUUGCCCAGGAUCAAAGAGAACUUUUUAAUAAUUGUCAGAUUGUGAACGUAAUGACCAAGAAGCAGCAACAAGGUGAACAUGGUGUAUGUGGAGACUUUUUGCCAACUUCGGAAUCGGAGGAGAGUCUGUGUUUGAACAAAGAUGCCAAAGACCUGCAAAGAGUUGAACAGACAGAUGGGAACUCACUAAAUGUUGGAAUUAAGGUUGCGGAAGUGUCACAUUGUAUGGAUAUUGAAGAAAAAGGGAGUGAGCUUGGCGGAAGUGGAGAAAAAGAACAACAUGAUCCUGAUUUAUCAGCAGAAGAGAAAAUUAGAAAGGACCAAAGAAAAGAAAAUGCAGAUAAAAAAAAAAAUGUGCGAAGAAAGAAGAGGGGGAAAAUGCAUGCAGCUGUACGAAGUAAGCAUAAGAAACCGAUAGGUCAAGAUGCUAGCUAUGGAAAAUCUGGUGUCCCAGAGGAAGGCUUAUGGGAGGAUAAUGAUGUGGUAGCAUUAAAAGGUGAAAUAAAUAUGGUUGAAUCUUCCGAGAUAGGUGAAGUGGAAAAAAUGGAUCAAGAUAAUGGACAGGAGAGUGGUGGCACAGAUUGUGGUGCUGUGUGGGACAUUUUCCGGAGGCAAGAUGUUCCUAAAUUGGAGGAAUAUUUGAGAGAGCACUUUAAGGAAUUUAGGCAUAUUUAUGGUUAUCCAUUGCAGCAGGUAGUAACUAAGUUAGCAAGAUGUCUAGGAAAAUUCUGCUAUCUUUGUGUUUAA
Messenger RNA from Ilex paraguariensis (yerba mate), 3414 nucleotides. The record is from the annotation of a GenBank genome assembly. NCBI's taxonomy places the organism in Eukaryota, Viridiplantae, Streptophyta, Magnoliopsida, Aquifoliales, Aquifoliaceae.